AUGAUGGCAUUCAGUCUCAAGACCAUCAUUGGUCUUUUGUUUCUAUUCGGAUUGAGCUCCGCGCUUAAAUUCGAUCUUACGGCUACAUCGUCGUCAAAGAGCGAGCGAUGCAUUCGCAAUUUCGUCUCGAAUGGGCAGCUCGUUGUCGUCACGGCGAUUGUGUCAGGGACCAAGGGCGAUGGUCAGCUUGUUAAUAUGCAUAUCAAAGAUGCCAUGGGCAAUGAUUACGGUCGUCCCAAGGACAUUGUCGGCGAGACUCGCCAGGCCUUCACGUCGCCUGCAGACACGGCUUUUGACGUCUGUUUUGAGAAUACCGUGACCAACACACGCCACAUGCGAGGCCCCGUCUCCCGCGAAAUCGAACUCGACAUCGAAAUCGGCGCUGACGCCCGCGACUGGUCCAGCAUCCAAGCGCAGGAGAAACUAAAACCCGUCGAAACCGACUUGCGCCGCAUUGAAGAGGUAGUCGGCGAAAUCGUAAAUGAGAUGGAAUACCUGCGCCAUCGCGAGCAGAAGCUGCGCGACACGAAUGAGUCGACGAAUGAGAGAGUUAAGUGGUUCGCAUUUGGGACGAUGGGUAUGUUGAUGGGGUUGGGUGCUUGGCAGGUUGUUUAUUUGAGGGCUUAUUUCAGGCCCGACAAAGAUCCAAAGGCUGUUCGCAAAAUCAUCUUGUCUACUCCUACAAACAACGCCCCUUCGUCCAUCGUCUACCUCGGUACUCAAGGGGCCUAA
Molecule: messenger RNA, 732 nt
Organism: Talaromyces amestolkiae
Lineage: Eukaryota; Fungi; Ascomycota; Eurotiomycetes; Eurotiales; Trichocomaceae
Exons: 4
Coding region: 1-732 (243 amino acids)
Biological process (GO): Golgi organization; endoplasmic reticulum to Golgi vesicle-mediated transport; intracellular protein transport
Cellular component (GO): Golgi apparatus; endoplasmic reticulum-Golgi intermediate compartment; COPII-coated ER to Golgi transport vesicle
Source: RefSeq, a predicted model, not a curated record